AUGCCGCCACAAUUUGGCCGUCUCGGCAUCCUAGCCAUCGUCUUCGCCUUCCUCUGCUUCAGCGCCUGGCGUUUCUCCCACCACGGUAUCGUAAGCGACUCUACCAUAGGUAAACUCUCAGGUUCCGGUUCCGGUCACAUUAUCGAUGCUCAUGGAGAUUACAUUCAAGGAUAUGUCCCACCAAUCCACGAUACAAGUCACAAGCAUGACUACAAUGCCAAUGCUCCUCCUCCUCCCUCUCCUCCAUCCCCCCCUUCCUCUUCAAAACCGAAGGGAAGUAGUGAUGACAUAGAUGGAAUGGACCCGGAUGAUUUAGGCCUGGGUUCUGAUCUAGCGGUCGGAGAUGGGAAGAAAGGACAGCAAGGCAAAGAUAAUAAUAAAAUCUAUGUAACUGUUACGGUUAAGGAAGUUGAGACUAAGACGGUAACUCAAGAUCGGAUUGUUACGGGGAAACCUUCUGAAGAAGUCCGAACGACGGCGACGGCAACGUCGAGUAUUAGUCGCCGGUUCGAACGAUAUGCUGGGUUGGUUGAGGAUUACAAUGAACUCUUAACACCGAAUGAUCAGAAGAUCUUGGGAGAAAUGCAAACCAAGAGUUCGAGACAGGAUAGAUUAAGGAGGAUGUAUGAUCUUAAUGGAGCGGAUGAAUGGUUGCAGUUUAUUAAAGAUCAGGAUGAUGCGGCCAUGCCACCAUUCACCAAAUUCGCCCAAGAAUACAUCUACAACUGGCAACACCCCGACCCUUCCGACUGCAAAAACCGAAAAUUCCUCGUCCUCCACCAUAACAGAGAUAUCAAUGGCCUAGGCACCGUCGUCCACGGCACAGGCUGGGUCCUCGGCCUCGCCAUGCGUCACGGCCGUAUCCUAAUCUACGAUGACGAAGUCUCGCCGGGUCAAAACUUCCUAGAACCGGACUGCCAAGCAAGCGGUAUCAGAUCUCUCGACUGCAUCUUCCUACCCCUCAGCAGCUGUAGCAGUACCCACCAUCUCACGGAAGAUAACCAUCUCAAACUCGAAAGUUACUGGAGAAUCCCCCUUCACAUCAACAUGUCGGCUGCCGCCGUACCCCCACUGUUCGGACAAAUGCUCAAAAACAACUUCCCAGAGAUGCACCCAGACGCUAUGAAGUACUGGUGGCGCUCACAAGCUGCGGCAUAUAUGAUGCGAAUGAAUCGUCCGGCUUUGGAACGUUUAAAAGCCCUCCGUCUGGAUGAAGCCCAGAAUACAGCAGUUACACAUUCCUCCACAGGCGAACUUGUUGAUGCUAAAGUCCCCUUCCCGCUUCCAGAUGGUAGUUUUAGCAUGCACGUCCGACACGGUGAUAAGGGUAUCGAGAUGGAACUUAUCCCCUUUAGAAAAUAUGUGGACCGGGCAGAGGAGUAUGCGGCCAUGAACAUGAUAAUGACCAAGAAGACAUGUUUCAUAAGCACCGAAGACAUAGGGGUUAUAGAAGAAGCGAAACAAAUCGGAAACGCAUGGAUCAGUCCUAAUACUACUAGUAACCCGAAUUGGACGUGGAUUUGGAGUAAUAUUCCAAGAAUUAAUGGUGGGCCCGUGGAGCAGUUGAAUAAGUUUGGAAAUCGAACGGAUAUGACCAUAAAAUGGAUGUUGCAGAUGUUCUUUGCGAUUGAGGCACCUCAUAUUCUUGGUACGAGGGGUAGCGGGUGGAAUCGGAUGAUCGAUGAAUUGAGAUGUAUAUGGGUCGAUUGUAGAGGAUCUUACAUGGAAGUCGGACCAUUUGAAGAUUGGGUUCACUACAAUUUUUGA
Messenger RNA from Orbilia oligospora ATCC 24927, 1767 nucleotides. RefSeq lists its product as uncharacterized. The record is from RefSeq and is a predicted model, not a curated record. The transcript has 5 exons. Gene Ontology annotation, molecular function: alpha-(1->6)-fucosyltransferase activity. Lineage: Eukaryota; Fungi; Ascomycota; Orbiliomycetes; Orbiliales; Orbiliaceae. Bases 1 to 1767 code for a protein of 588 amino acids. Gene Ontology annotation, biological process: protein N-linked glycosylation.